ACCCGAUCCUGCGAGUCUUUGCUUUCGAUUUCAGCCUUUCAGGUGCUACACAAACGGAUGGGAGUAUGUGGGCUCGUGGUAGGUAAGCGUAUAAGUUGAAAACCCACGGGCAGGGCCCUUUACUGGUGUAAAGAGACGCUUCUCUUUCCUCUGCCCGGCAUGAGAUUGUGCAAUUCUCGGAACCUUUAUUCCAGUAAUGGCCGCCCAGGUGUUUACACUCGCAUAUAGCACGAAUGUUGGUCGUUGGAACCGCUUGGUUUCUACAGGCCUUAUUCUACAACCUGUACACUACAUCUGUAGAUAUUCAGUAUUCAGGCACUACCGAGAUCCACGAUGCAGAUCAAGGAGAUCUGGUCCUGUUCCGGGUGAUGCCACCAGAUCCCGAUCUUGCAGGAUCGCUACUAGGUAGCCGACCUCAAGUCAUCGUCAGCUACUUUGACUUUUCGGGGGAGAAUCUACCAGAUAGCAGGAAAAUACCAGGAUCCUAACGCCGAACAGGCUACAUCAUCAUGAGAUAGUAACGAUCUACACUUUGGAGGAGGAGCCUUGUUGCAGAACAGGAG
Canariomyces notabilis is the source of this 563-nucleotide messenger RNA. RefSeq lists its product as uncharacterized. The coding region runs from base 234 to 488 and encodes 84 amino acids. Lineage: Eukaryota; Fungi; Ascomycota; Sordariomycetes; Sordariales; Chaetomiaceae. The transcript has a single exon. The record is from RefSeq and is a predicted model, not a curated record.